Messenger RNA from Racocetra persica, 1286 nucleotides. Lineage: Eukaryota; Fungi; Glomeromycota; Glomeromycetes; Diversisporales; Gigasporaceae. The record is from the annotation of a GenBank genome assembly.
CAUUCGUUAAUUUUGCAAAUUCAUGGAAUCAACUGAUCCCAUAUAUUAAUAGAUAUAAAUGCCUUGCUCUUCCACAACCAAUGCCAAAAAUGCAUGACAAUAUUUCUGUUGUUUUUGGAUUAUUGGAACCAAUUAAUGAGAGUUUGUUUUUAUGUGCAGCUAUAGACUUCUUGGUACAGCUUCAAAAUGAUUUCCUUAAUGAAGUUAUUGGAAUUCCUUCAAAAUGCCAGUCCUUAAAAUUUCUUGAAAAAAUAGACUUUCAAGAUACUGAUGAACGACCCAUUCAAUCUACAUAUCAUUUAAAGUCAAUUACUCUCGAUAAUGCAAGACCAGAGCAUAUUGUCUUCUAUGAAGGAAAUUCCAAGAUAUUUAGAUUUAGUCAAUUUGAUUUGAGAAUUGGUCAUGGCCGUGAGAUCCAGUAUGAUUUACGUAAGAUUGAAGCCGAAUUAGCAUUAGAGUUAGUUCACAAAAAAGCAUUGAUUAGACCCGAUGAACAAGGAUUAUACUUAGAACCUUUUGUAUAUCAUAGAGAAAUGUUUUCUAGAUCUAUGACAAUUUUGAGUGAAAUUAAAAACUUAAUACCUCAAGAACAUAUUCCUGAAGAUAAGAAAGUAAUAUUGAUGGGAACUUAUUCUAAUAAUAAAAAUUCUGGAGGAGAAAGAUCUUCCGGAUCAGUAUUUUCAUUAGAAAAUCCAAAAGAAUUACUUUCAACCUUGGAAAUAAUAAUUAGUUUUCUAAAACGUAUGCCUGGAGGCGAUCAUGACAUAUUAAUCACAGAUUACAUUGAAAGUUGGGUGAAGUUAGCUAUAUUAAAAGAAAACCAGAAUAGUUGUAAACUAUUGUUAAAAACUGGUUUACAACUUAAGCAUAUAGUAGCAUUAUAUGAAUUAAUAGAAGAUCAUGUAACUGACGUGGUUGAUACUUAUGUUUCUCAACAAUAUCAAGAAAAACUUGAUUAUUCAUUGCAACAUAGUAUUUUAGAUACAGUUGACUUUGAAUCACUAGAACAAGGAAAGCGAAUCCAAAAUACCAAAUUAACUAAAAGUUUGUGUAUUCCAGCUAAAAUAUUUGCUAUAGCAUUAAAAAGAUUUAUUAUAAGAUAUUUGACUAAUAAUGAGAGUAUUGUUAAAACAGAAUAUUUGAAGUAUUAUUUGGUAGAAGAUGAAGGUCUCGAAUGUUGGCCUGAUUGGGUAGAUAAAGCUGUCAUUAAAAAUAAAUUUCCUUCAUCUUUACGGAUUUCACAUACAUUUGCUACUUAUGAAUUUUUAAAAGAAAAAACUAUUGAG